Molecule: messenger RNA, 2611 nt
Organism: Aquila chrysaetos chrysaetos
Lineage: Eukaryota; Metazoa; Chordata; Aves; Accipitriformes; Accipitridae
Gene: HSF1
Product: heat shock transcription factor 1
Exons: 14
Coding region: 270-1913 (547 amino acids)
Biological process (GO): regulation of DNA-templated transcription
Molecular function (GO): DNA-binding transcription factor activity; sequence-specific DNA binding
Source: RefSeq, a predicted model, not a curated record
GGCGGCGCCGCCGCGCGGGGGGCUUGUCUCGGAGGCGUCCCAAGAUGGCGGCGGCCAUGCUGGGCCCCGGGGGUUGCAGUGCGCAGGCAGCGGCCCGGCCCCGCGGCGGCGGCCGCCGGCGGCACUAAGCCCCCGCACCGCCUGCCCGCCUCGGCCCAACCGCUUAAACCCCAGCUGGCGGUGGCUUCCCGGGGAGGGCGCCGGUGCGCCGCGGCCUGCCCCGGGGCCUGCAACCGGGCCCUCAGGGCGCAGCGGUGGCCGCCGCCGUUAUGGAGGGGCCUGGCGCGGCGGCGGCGGCGGUGGGAGCCGGCCCCGGCGGCAGUAACGUCCCUGCUUUCCUCACCAAGCUGUGGACCCUGGUGGAGGAUCCCGACACCGACUCGCUCAUCUGCUGGAGCCCGAGUGGAAGCAGCUUCCAUGUGUUUGACCAAGGCCAAUUUGCCAAGGAGGUGCUUCCAAAAUACUUCAAACACAACAACAUGGCCAGCUUUGUACGGCAGCUCAAUAUGUAUGGCUUUCGAAAGGUUGUCCACAUUGAGCAGGGCGGAUUGGUGAAGCCAGAGAAAGAUGAUACUGAAUUCCAGCAUCCGUACUUCAUCCGAGGCCAGGAACAUCUCCUGGAGAACAUCAAGAGGAAAGUAACCAGCGUAUCCAGUAUAAAGAAUGAGGAUAUAAAGGUUCGGCAAGACAAUGUAACCAAGUUACUGACUGACAUCCAGGUGAUGAAAGGAAAGCAGGAGAGCAUGGACUCCAAGCUGAUAGCCAUGAAGCACGAGAAUGAGGCGUUGUGGAGGGAAGUAGCCAGCUUGAGGCAGAAGCACGCUCAGCAGCAGAAAGUUGUCAAUAAGCUUAUCCAGUUUUUGAUUUCAUUGGUGCAAUCCAACCGUAUUCUUGGGGUGAAGAGGAAGAUCCCCCUGAUGUUGAACGACAGCAGUUCAGCACAUUCCAUGCCGAAAUACAGUCGCCAGUACUCCCUGGAGCACGUCCACGGCUCAUCCCCAUACACAGCUUCUUCCCCAGCAUAUAGUGGCUCCAACCUAUAUUCCCCGGAUUCUUCAGCCAACUCUGGUCCCAUUAUCUCCGACGUGACCGAGCUAGCCCAGUCCAGCCCUUCAGCAUCUCCCAGCGGCAGUCUCGAUGAAAGGAGUAGUCCUGUGGUCCGUAUCAAAGAAGAACCCCUGAGCCCCGCCUGCAGCCCCCAGAUAGAGGAGGUCAGCCCAGGGAACCCUCCUGCUGUUGAAACUGCUCUGUCCCCCUCCACGUUCAUUGACUCCAUCCUGCAGGAGAACGAACCCAGCACUACAACCGCUGCAGCCGGCAACAGCACCACACAGCCUCAGCCCCAGGAAAAGUGCCUCAGCGUUGCCUGCCUCGACAAUUUGACUCGCACUUCGCAGAUGUCAGAGGUCACUCGUCUUUGCCCCAGUUCUUCCUCUUCCUCACUUCAUUGCAGAUCACAGCAAGGGAAUGAACUCAACGACCAUCUGGACACCAUCGAUUCCAACCUGGAUAACCUUCAGACGAUGCUGACCACACACGGCUUCAGCGUAGACACAAGCGCACUAUUAGAUCUGUUUAGCCCUUCAAUGACGGUUACAGACAUGAACCUUCCCGACCUGGACAGCAGCCUUGCCAGUAUUCAGGAUCUCCUUUCAUCCCAGGAACAGCAGAAACCUACUGAGACAGAGGCCAGCACAGCAGACACAGGAAAGCAGCUGGUGCACUACACAGCCCAGCCCCUCUUCCUGGUGGACUCGAGCGCCGUCGACAUGGGGAGCGGAGACCUGCCGAUAUUCUUUGAGCUGGGGGAAGGGCCGUAUUUCACGGACGGAGACGAGUACUCAGAAGAUCCCACCAUCUCCCUCUUGUCAGGGACUGAGCAGUCCAAACCCAAGGACCCUGCGAUAUCCUAAGGCCCAGGGCAGGGUGAAAGAGCAGAAGAGAAAGAAUACACCCUAAAGGGAAAUCCAGCCGUCAGCCUCCUCGCUUUGCACAGACAUUGAAAGCUCUAAACACCCUCUGGUUCAUGUUCGCUUCCCCCGGCACUGUGAGGAUUUCAUUUGUGUGUGUGCUUAAUGAGGUGUUUUGAAAUCUGCUUUAGAUUCUAGCCACCCAGCGCUCCUCCAGUUUGGCGGACGUCGAGGCGGAGGCGGGGGCCGAGCCGCGCAAGGGCCACCCCCCCACCCCCAUCGCCCCACCGCCGCCGUCGUCGCGUGAUCGUCGCCCGACCUGCCGCGGAGGCUUGGACGGGCACCGCCGCGGCUCCGGAGAGCGGGCAGGAGAGCCCGGUUUGCCGCAGAACACCCAGCCGCUACGCGACGCUUGCGUUUUCGUUACGCGCCCCUGCCGAGGGCGGCAGCCGUGCCCCCGGUGAGACACCGGCGGCGGCGGUGGUGGUGGUGGUGGUGGUGGUGGCGGUGGGGGGGGGGCACGGCCGUGGGGUGCUCCUCCCGGCCGGGAAGCGGGACGCUCGCCGGGUGUACAGACGGGGUAGCUUUUCUGAGGAAGGGAGUUCCCCCUCCACCCUUGUCCCCUUCCCUCCUCGCCCCCGGAGAGGCGGAUGCGAUGGUUUUUAAAAGAGAAAUAAAAGUUUGCCGAUCUGGCACCGGUG